GUCUAAUAGAAGUAAAAUUUCAAAUUGUUCUCCUAAAAAUGAUGCUGAAAGUGCAACAGAGCUGGGGAAUGUUGCGCUCAAUGUCCAAGUGUGCGAGGAAGAAAUACGAGCCCAUAUCGAUAAGCAAAAGUCUGAGAGAUAAUACGCCGGAUGCCUAUGCAAUAAUGCGGGAAGCGAUGAUUAAAUUAGAGCGACAAUACAUGCUGGGCAGUCGAGUCCAGUUGACGGAGAAUGAACAGGCAGCCAAUGAUGUAAUCAUGAAAGAGAAGAACGUGGAGUUUAACAAGGGACUGCUUGAUCCUGGGAAGUUCGUGCUUAAAAAGAUCAAGGCCUCUCGAUUAUUUGGCAUUCUGCAGAAGAUGCCAAAGGGAGGAAUUCUACAUGCUCAUGAUACGGCUUUGUGUAGCUCCGAGUAUCUGGUUAAACUCACUUACCGUGAGAAUCUGUGGAUUUGUACGACGGACCAGGGAUGCAAAGCAAUUGCAUUUCGCUUCUCUAAGGAGAAACCUACUAUGAAAGCCAUAGAUGAUUGCAACUGGGAACCCAUGGAAGAGUUUCGCGAACGUCGUGGAGAAGAGAUUGUGAGAAAGUAUCUGUUGCGACGCUUCAGCAUGUAUCCUGUAGCCACUUACCAAUCGAACAAUGCAGCUUGGAACGACUUCAUGAGCAUUUUCAUCCUGCUCGACGGACUGUUGCUCUAUGCUCCCGUCUGGCGGGAUUACUACUACAAUGCCCUGGAGGAACUGCAUGCAGAUGGUGUACAGUAUUUAGAACUGAGAUCCUUAUUGCCAAAUCUAUAUUGCAUUGACGGCUCGCAGUUGGAAAUAAAUGAAACACUGGCGAUCUACAAAUCGGAAACGGAACGUUUCAUGUCAAAUAAUCCUGAUUUUAUUGGAGCCAAAUUAAUCUAUGCUCCGCUACGAAGUGUGGAGCCAAAAGUUUGCGAAGAAUAUGUACAGAAGUGCAUAGCAUUAAAGCAAGAAUUUCCCACAUUUUUGGCAGGCUUCGAUUUAGUUGGCCAAGAGGAACUUGGUCGUCCGUUGAUUGACUUUGUGGAACCGCUGCUUAAGCUACCACAGGAUAUUAACUUCUACUUUCAUGCUGGCGAGACAAACUGGUAUGGCACUUCCAUUGAUGAGAACCUCAUUGAUGCCAUUUUGUUGGGCACAAAGCGUAUUGGCCAUGGUUACGCACUAGUCAAGCAUCCCUUUGCCAUGAAACUGGUCAAGCAUCUGGACAUUGCUGUGGAGGUAUGUCCAGUAUCCAAUCAGGUGCUGCAACUUGGUCAGGAUUAUCGCAAUCAUCCUGCUGCCAUGUUAAUUGCCAAUGAUGUUCCCAUUGUCAUUUCAUCAGAUGAUCCUUCGUUCUGGUGGGCAGCUCCCUUGACCCAUGAUUUUUACUUUGUCUUUUUGGGCAUUGCGCCAUUUAAUGCCGACCUGAAAUUUCUCAAGCAAUUAGCUAUGAAUUCAAUUCGUUAUAGCGGACUGACAGAUCCAGAGAAGUCGAAGGCUUUCGAGAAAUGGCAACAACUCUUGGACAACUGGAUCGAGAAUGUGGUCCGUUAAGCCACAGGAAAUAAACAAAUAAUUACAGUUUAUUAUUUAUUAUUAUUUAUUUAUUACUGCACGCAAUUCCCUCAGCUAAGAUUUUAGUACAUGUACUUGUAAGUAACUUACAUAGAUACAAUUGAUAUGGGUUAUGAGUAUGCACAAGCUUGGUGUUUCUUUUUUCGAAUAUUCAUUAAAUUAUAUUCAUUCA
Drosophila innubila is the source of this 1758-nucleotide messenger RNA. RefSeq names its product adenosine deaminase 2 (gene Adgf-B). Gene Ontology annotation, biological process: inosine biosynthetic process; adenosine catabolic process. The record is from RefSeq and is a predicted model, not a curated record. Lineage: Eukaryota; Metazoa; Arthropoda; Insecta; Diptera; Drosophilidae. The transcript is spliced from 2 exons. The coding region runs from base 39 to 1565 and encodes 508 amino acids. Gene Ontology annotation, molecular function: adenosine deaminase activity.